AUGGUGAGCAAGGAGGGGGAGAAAUGUGUGCUGACAUCCUCAGAAAGUGAAGCUGAACCAGCUGUUUCCUUAGCCUUAGAAAUGAAAUAUGCAUUGGACCCCAACCGGCAGAUCAAGAAGAGGAAUAAAGCCCUCCAAGUAAGGUUUAAAGAUAUCUGCGAAGCUCAGAACGAGCAGAGGGAUAAACAGCUUUCAACAGUGCCACAGAGCGAGAAGAAGGAAGGCAGGUCUCUUUCUUAUAAAGCUUACCGGAAGUACAUGACAGUGCCUGCCCGACGGUCUAUACCCAACGUUACCAAGAGCACAGGGGUUCAGACUUCACCUGACCUGAAAAAACGAUAUCAGACUUUUCCGCUGGACCGCAAAAAAGGAAACAUGUUAAAAAAUGCCACGGGAGCUGAUACAAUGAAGGGCCAGAACAAUGGAUUUGUAAUAGAGGUCAAGGAUACAAAAGAUCACAAAAGCUCAGGGGAGUCCAACCAAUGCCGCAGGGUCGGUGAAAGAGUUGUCGCUGAUCUCAUGGUGCAUUCUAGUGAAAACAUGGAUGUUGUCCCAUCAAGCAAUUGCUCAGAUGCAUGUGGAAGCACUGAUUUGCACAGCUGUACUAAAGAAUCCCCUCCUAUUCAAAACCCAGCAAUCUCAACUUUGGAACAGGCCAUCUGCCAUUUGCAUGAACCCACCAAACACGACAAAAGGCCAUUGGGAAACACGCAGUCCCCACCACCCGCCACAUGUUAAGGUGCUUCUAAAAGAAGAAGCCACCAUCCACUCCCCUACACUUAACCCAAACUUAACAGACCCCGAAGACUUGAGUGACAUGGAGCGGACAAUCUGUCCGCUGACGGAUGCAGAAGACAAAAGAACUAGUCAUCUUAAUGGCUUGCAAGGCCAAGAUGUAAACCCUAAGGCCUGCACGGCACAGUCACAGUGUCAAACGACGGAAUGUAAUGAGCAGGCCCUGCAGAUAAAGGUUUUACCCACGGAUAAAAAUCAGCCUUGUCAGUCGACGGUUGCUUUGAGUGAUGAAUGCCAACAAAUCGUGCCUCACACAGAAGUGACAGACUUAAAAGCACAGCUUCAGACCAUGGAAAACCUGAUCAGCUCUAGUCAGGAAACAAUUAAAGUGCUUUUGGGUGUGAUUCAGGAGCUGGAGAAGGGAGAAGCUCACCGAGAGGGGCUUUCAUAUCGAACUGGGCAAGACACAGCAAACUGCGACACAUGCAGGAACAGCGCAUGUAUUAUCUACAGUGUUGAACUGGAUUUCAAACAGCAAGAAGACAAACUCCAACCAGUGUUGAAAAAACUCCAUCCCAUUGAGGAAACUCAGGUUGCACCUUUGCCUUACCCUGCCGAGAGUUACACAUCAACUCCCAAGCAAAAAUCCAAAACAGAAUCUAAAAAACACGGAAGAUGGAAACUCUGGUUUCUUUAG
This is a messenger RNA of Staurois parvus, 1432 nucleotides long. The record is from the annotation of a GenBank genome assembly. NCBI's taxonomy places the organism in Eukaryota, Metazoa, Chordata, Amphibia, Anura, Ranidae.